CUCGUCCAAUGUCACUAACCAGUUUUCACUUGCUGCUUGGCAGGUCACCCUCUGGUCCAUAGCUUACAGCUUCGUAGUGGUGGUCUCGGCUUUUGGCAACGGAGUGGUAAUCUGGAUUAUUUUGUCCCACAAGAAAAUGAGGACAGUUACCAAUUAUUUUGUCCUUAACUUGGCUAUUUCAGACGCCUCGAUGGCUGUUUUCAACACCUCAGUCAACUUUGCAUACUCGAUCUAUAAUGAGUGGUACUUUGGGUCCAUCUACUGUAAAUUUCACAACGGCUUCCCCAUUACUGCAGUCUUUGCAAGCAUUUACUCCAUGACAGCCAUAGCUGCAGACAGGUACAUGGCCAUUAUAUACCCUCUCAAGCCUAAAAUGCCUUCAAAAGUUUCAAAAUCUGUGAUAGCUGGAAUUUGGAUACUAGCUAUCGGAUUGGCUUCACCUCAGUGUAUAUACGCCACAGCACAACAAAUCCCAGGAAGGACCAUUUGUUUUGUUAACUGGCCUGGUGCAACAAAACAUUUUAUGUAUCAAGUUAUAGUGAUAGUGCUGGUGUAUGUAGCACCCCUCAUCAUCAUUGGUGUCUGCUACACAGUCAUUGGCUACAAUUUAUGGGGAAGCAAAGUUCCUGGUGAUACCUCUAAUAAAUAUCAGGAGCAGCUCCACUCCAAAAGGAAAGUUGUGAAAAUGAUGGUGCUUGUUGUUAUAACAUUUGCCAUCUGUUGGCUGCCAUAUCACAUCUAUUUUUUCUUGGGAUGGCUAUACAAGGGAAUCUACCAUUGGAGGCACAUUCAACAAGUGUAUCUUGGAGUGUUCUGGCUGGCCAUGAGCUCCACCACCUAUAACCCCAUCAUUUACUGCUGUCUAAGUGAAAGGUUUCGAACAGGUUUUAAAUGUGCUUUAAAAUGGUGCCCUUUCAUAAAAAUUUCAAGAGAGGAAAAACUUGAGUUAACAAGGUACUGGACAAGACGAAGCACUACAUAUAGCACAUCUGUCAACCAUACCAGCACUAUCAGAAAGUCCAACCAAGCCAGCAUGGCUGCAAAGGAAAGGACACAUUCCACAGUUGAUCUCCAAGCCAGCCUUAAGUGUACCAUGAUGAGGGAUUCAAGUAAGUGUAGCAGAACCAUGGAUGCCAAGCAGUGUAACACACUGCUCAAGAACCCCAGAAUCCUUGCAAUGAGUGAAUGACAGAAUAAAAGAGUGAAGGAAAGGGUAUUGCCAAUCAUUGGCAACAGCAGUGCUUUCUCAAGUAAAGCCAACGAGUCCUCAUUGUAUUAUCAGCCUCCCUCUGGUAGUGAUUGUUGUGCCACAAAUGAUCAGCGACUGCUCAGACCUUCUCCAAGAACAUCAACAUUGCCCUGAAAAAAACAAAGUUCUGUAGCCACUCUGUUCUGUCUGUUCUCCUCCAUGAGACACACUGGAGACUUAAACACAUCUGUUUAGCUUAUCUCUUUCAUUAGAAAAUGGACGAAGCUAAGUAAUUAAUCAGAUGUGGUGUUUGGAGUCUGUAAGAAAAGGACUAAAGUGCAACACUGGUAUAUUUGGUACUAUUUAUAAGUCAGUGGCAAACUUGUGGGCAGGAGGUACACAAAGUAAAAUUUUAAACAGUCUCACCGCAAAUUUGUAAGAACCUGAGGUUUAUCCUCUGAGAAAAUUUAAAUAAAUUAUGAUCCAUAGAUUUUUAAGUGUACGUUAAUCCUUUAUAUACUGCUCACCAGUGAAACCACAGUGAGCCUUUCCCCUUUAAAACCAUAGUUUUAGGAAACAUACUCUCCAAUCUGCUAUUUUGACUAGCAAUCCUCCUUCCUUCAGCACUGGUGCAGACAAUUGUGAGCCUGCAAAGAGACGGGCGACUGGGAAUUUUGGGCCAGGAUCAUAACUGUUCUGUGACACUCAGGUCCUGCCUUGCAGACUAAGCCAUGUGAAUCUGGAAGGGUCUGCCCUUAAACACUUAGGCCGGUACCACUGUGGAGAUCCAAUAUGAGCAGGAUAUGACAAGUAUUUAAAAAUCCCAGUGAUUGUGCAAGUUUCUCCUGUAAUAUGUCAGUUCAAGUGAAAUGUAGUGUUGAAAAAUUAAAAAUAAACUCAACUGAAU
Erpetoichthys calabaricus (reedfish) is the source of this 2096-nucleotide messenger RNA. Its product is annotated as neuromedin-K receptor-like. NCBI's taxonomy places the organism in Eukaryota, Metazoa, Chordata, Cladistia, Polypteriformes, Polypteridae. Gene Ontology annotation, molecular function: tachykinin receptor activity. Bases 137 to 1189 code for a protein of 350 amino acids. The record is from RefSeq and is a predicted model, not a curated record. The transcript is spliced from 5 exons. Gene Ontology annotation, biological process: positive regulation of flagellated sperm motility; G protein-coupled receptor signaling pathway. Gene Ontology annotation, cellular component: sperm midpiece; plasma membrane.